Aureobasidium melanogenum CBS 110374 is the source of this 1656-nucleotide messenger RNA. RefSeq names its product PLC-like phosphodiesterase. Lineage: Eukaryota; Fungi; Ascomycota; Dothideomycetes; Dothideales; Saccotheciaceae. The record is from RefSeq and is a predicted model, not a curated record. Gene Ontology annotation, molecular function: phosphatidylinositol-4,5-bisphosphate phospholipase C activity. The transcript has 4 exons. Gene Ontology annotation, biological process: phosphatidylinositol-mediated signaling; lipid metabolic process. The annotation marks the transcript as partial.
CUGGAAUAUCUUAGCUCCGAUGAGGCUGAUGCGAUGGCACCUGUCACUUUGGAUGCCUCCCACCCUCUCACGGACUAUUUUAUCUCAAGCAGUCACAAUACCUAUCUGUGGGGAAACCAGCUCUAUGGCAAGGCUAGCACAAAGGCUUACCAGAAAGUCCUUGAAAGAGGCUGCCGCUGCGUCGAGAUUGAUGUCUGGGAUGGGCAUGACCCCGACUCUGAUACUUCGGACUCGUCCGCCGAUAGCGACAGCGACGCUGAAAACGAAGGCGAAAUUAAGAAGCUAAGCAGACGUUUCAAGAAAAAGAUCGGCCUCGCCAAAUCCAAGCCUGAGACUAGAUCAACAGACAAGCAAGCAUCUGCGUCCAGUCCGCCUAAGUAUGAAGGUGUGGCAUCAGCAGGUCUUCGCAGGACGGUCUCCAGGACCGAGCCACGUGUUCUUCAUGGGCACACCGCGACCAAAGAGAUAUCUUUCAGAGCCGUUUGCACCACCAUUCGAGACUACGCUUUUGCCACAAGUGAUCUUCCGUUGAUUGUCAGUCUUGAGGUUCACACUUGUCCCGCUCAGCAACAAAUCAUGGUUGAUAUUAUAAGAGAUCUGUGGGCUCCAUACCUGGUUGAACUCAAUGCAGUGACUGGUCAUGAGAUAUCCCUGCCAACUUUGGAGUCCUUGCGCAAGAAGAUACUCAUUAAAGUUAAGUACACAGCUCCCGAGAUCGCCGCACAGAAACCUGUGCCAGGUGUUGCGUCAAGCAACGUAGAGCCUGAGUCGGGUUCAGAGGACGAGUCUCUUGGGGCUCAGGAAGCGCCUGUCAAGAAAAGUCACAUCAUUGCAGCACUCGCUUCCAUGGGUGUCUACACCCGCGGGUGCCAUUUCAAGGACUUUGAUCAACCGGAGGCCAAGCUUCCAAAUCACGUAUUCUCCUUAUCCGAGUCAAAGAUCAUCGAGGUACACAAGCGUGAUCACUCUGCAUUGUUCAGGCACAACAAGCGCUUCUUCAUGAGAGUCUAUCCCAAAGGCAUUCGUGUAUCCUCGAGUAAUCUAGAUCCAGCACCAUUUUGGCGUAUGGGUGCACAGGUUGUCGCUCUCAAUUGGCAAUACAUAAAUGCGGCAACCAUGCUCAACCAAGCGAUGUUCCACGGGACGGGCGGUUGGGUGCUCAAGCCUGACGGCUACCGAAGUUUCCAUAGAGCUCAAUCUCAGAUCACGGCACUCGACCGUGGUAAACUUGACUUGACGAUCGAGCUGCUGGCUGGUCAGGAUAUCGGCCCGUCUGACGAGAAACUCCACCUCUAUGUCCGCUCCGAGUUGCACAUCGAGGACAUGGAAGAGAUCAAUGGCGGGUCUCUACCCGAAGGAGGAUCCACCAAGGAGGGACAGAUCAAGGCGGUCACGCAAGUUGGAACCGCUGGCAGGUCGCCAGAUUUUAGGCGCCAAGUGCUCCAAUUCAAAGUCGACGGUGUUGCCGAAGAGCUGACCUUUGUGAGGUUCAAGGUCAUGGACGAUGACACUUUCAGCCGCGAUAAUCUAGUAGCAUGGGCAUGCUUCAAAUUGUCCAGGCUACAGACAGGUAUCAAAAAGAUACGUCUGUAUGACUGCGAAGGUCAGCAGACCAACGGAAUGCUGCUUGUGCGCAUAAGCAAGAGACUCGAGAUU